Camellia sinensis is the source of this 1812-nucleotide messenger RNA. The record is from RefSeq and is a predicted model, not a curated record. NCBI's taxonomy places the organism in Eukaryota, Viridiplantae, Streptophyta, Magnoliopsida, Ericales, Theaceae.
AUGGUAACUCGGAUGUUCAAGGACCAAUUGGGAAAAACCAUGGAAGCUUAUAUAGAUGAUAUGGUAGUCAAGAGUAAGUUCGCUACAGACUAUCUUACAGACUUGAGAGAAUUUUUCGGCAUCUUAAAAAACCAUCAGCUUCGCCUCAAUGCCUUGAAAUGCGCUUUCGGGGUAGGAACAGGGAAGUUCUUGGGAUAUAUGCUUUUGAAGAAAAGGGCAGCAUUUGAAUGGAGUUCCGAGUGCACCGAAGCACUGCAAAGUCUCAAAAAAUACCUCAGUACACCUCCCCUUCUGUCUACUCCAGAGCCAGGAGAGGAGCUGUACCUCUAUCUAGCAGUCUCAGAUCAUGCCGUAAGCGCAGUAUUAAUUCGAGAGGUUAACAAGGAACAGAGGCCUGUAUACUACGUUAGCAAGACUUUACUAGACGCAAUGACACGCCGAGCCGAUUUCUCUGGCAGAACAGCAAAAUGGGGAGUAGAACUUGGCGAGUUUGACAUUCGGUAUCAACCCAGGACAGGAAUUAAGGCCCAGGUCUUAGCAGAUUUCGUCGUAGAAUUUGCUCCCACCCAGAGUAUCGAACAAGGAAAGCCCUGCGUUUCGGAAGCCUGGAAACUCUUCAUCGGAAACAUCUGGCAGCUCUAUGUUGACGGGUCGCCCAAUAACCGAGGUUUGGGGGCAGGAGUAGUACUUAUCUCACCAGAAGGAUUUAUCUGGGAACAGGCUCUCAGGCUUGGUUGGAAGGCUUCGAACAACGAGGCAGAGUACGAAGCGUUGUUGGCUGGCUUACGCAGUGCCGAACACUUCAGUGCAGAACAGCUUCUUGUUUUCAGGGAUUCACAGCUAGUGGUAAACCAGCUUUCUAGGGUUUACGAAACACAGAAUGAAAGAAUGGCCAUGUACGCAGGCAAGGGCAAAGACUUACUCAAAAAGUUUCAAUCUAUACAAGUGGAACGAAUUAGUCAGGACAAAAACGGCCAUGCUGACACUUUGGCUUGUCUCGGCUCAUCAGUGGAUACCAAAGAUGCCAGAAAAGUUUGGGUUGAGUUCAUGCCAGAGCCAAGCAUUGCAUCUCCAGUCCUCUGCAGCAGCAUAGAGCCGAGCUGGAUGGAUCCACUACUUGCUUUUCUAAAAUCUGGUACUCUCCCCCGAAGACAAAAAGGAAGCCAACAAAGUCAGACACAAGUCAGCUCGGUUUUGGAUCUCACCAUCCGGGAAGCUGUACAGACGCUCAUAUCUUGGCCCUUUAUCUUCUAUGUAUGCAUCCAAAUCUGGUCGAGAAUGUUCUCUACGAAAUUCGCGAUGGGAUUUGUGGAUGCCACGUUGGCGGAAGGUCACUGGCGCACCGAGCCCUCACUCACGGGUAUUGGUGGCCACGGAUGCAACAAGAUGCUCAGCAAUACAUACAGAAGUGUGAUAAAUGUCAGAGUCGAGGCAUUGGCAAAUAUCAAAGAGGCAGAUACGAAGCGGUUUGUUAUGAGAAAUGUGGUGGUGCGUUUCGGCAUCCCGCGGGUACUGAUUGCGAAUAAUGGAACACAGUUUGAUGGAAUUAAGGCCCAGGUCUUAGCAGAUUUCGUUGUAGAAUUUGCUCCCACCCAGAGUAUCGAACAAGGAAAGCCCUGCGUUUCGGAAGCCUGGAAACUCUUCAUCGGAAACAUCUGGCAGCUCUAUGUUGACGGGUCGCCCAAUAACCGAGGUUUGGGGGCAGGAGUAGUACUUAUCUCACCAGAAGGAUUUAUCUGGGAACAGGCUCUCAGGCUUGGUUGGAAGGCUUCGAACAACGAGGCAGAGUACGAAGCGACUAACAUAUCUUAA